Messenger RNA from Geodia barretti, 516 nucleotides. Lineage: Eukaryota; Metazoa; Porifera; Demospongiae; Tetractinellida; Geodiidae. The record is from the annotation of a GenBank genome assembly.
GACAACGGUAUUGCUGACUCUCUCUCUCGGUCCCAGUUCCACAGAUGCAGACGCAGACCCCACCCCCACCCAUGCCUUCAAGAUAGACUGCUAACUCGGAAACUGGAACACCUCCAGACACUGGGUAUCGCUCCCUCAACCAGGCGGACGUACCAGGCGGGUGUCCACCAUUACCAGCAGUUUUGCAGGCUCUAUGAUCUCUCCCCAUGGCCGGCUUCAGAGCUCACACUCCGAUACUUCUGCACACACGCAUACAAGACCCUCUCACACGCUACCAUCCUAGUGUACCUGGCAGCCAUCAGGCACCACCACCUACAAUUGGGUCACACAGAUCCUCUUGUGCAGAGGCCCCUUCUGGCGUACCUUUGCAAAGGUAUAAAACGGCACCAGGGAACCAAGGGCAGAGUGAGACUACCACUGUCAGCAGCCAAGCUGGCUGAGCUACAACAACACCUGGGACAUUUACACCUACCUUCAGUUGAUAAGAUAGCUGUAUGGGCGGCCCUUUCCCUGGGG